ACAAACAGACAAGGACGAGAACAGGGCCUCAAAAGCCUCAAACAGAUAGCAGAGGAGAAAAAUAUAAAAUAUUCGCUUUCUUCUGACGGCAUUGGGUGACCGUUGUUGUAGCAGUUAAUUCCUCCGACUCACUGGCCUGGGAGAGCUUUUUUAGAUCACUCGAGUCCCGCCACUGAGCGGCAGCGCGCGGAAGCGGACGGAGUGGCGGACAGUCCUCCACGCGUAGGCCGCCUCGUUUAUUUUGCAACCUAUCUUAUUCGUGCCACUAUGUCUACUUAAAAUAGAGGGCCUAGGGUUCUGUUUUGAUCGGAAAAAUUGUCUUGGCACUGGAGGGCUAACAAGGAAGGGCCUUCAAAAGGCGGGGUUCAACUGGAACACCGUCGGCUGCAGAAGAGGGAAUUGUAGGUGCUGCAGACAUAAAACUGCGUGGAACGUGAUGUGCGAAGAGUACCAUGCAUGGUGCUCCACCUCUACGCUCUUUAGACUGCGAAAAAGUACAUGCCUCACUUGCACUCUGCAUACCGAUGAACUGGAUGUUUGCGUACAAUACGCAAUCACCACACAAACUCAUCUGUCAGGAUUUCUUGCUUCAACUGCGCUAAGCAAGAAGCGGACAUACACGACAAACGACAUGCUUGUGGGGCUGGCAGAAGGCCCCCGAUAUUGCGCUGCAAAAAACGAUGACACAGUUCAUUCUCGCCUUCGGUUUACCCGCGAACAACUUCUAUGGUCCGCCACGUCUACACCAUUUUUCCCUUCUGUGAAUUCUGCCCGCUGAACAUUCGUAAACUUGCUCCAUUCAAAUUUCUUGAUCUCUAGUUGGGACGUGUCAGGUUGUUGCCAAAGGUCCCAAUUCAGUAACUGUCUUCCUCAUCGACUGCAGAUAUGCUUCGUUGCACUUUCGUCUGUUAUUGUUCAGUUAUUGGGUUCCAGACGCAGCAGACAAGAAGUUCGUUUCACGAAUUUGUGUCCUGCUAGCAGCGUCGGGGGACAACUUUUUUUUCCGCACAACACGACCAUCGUUACUCUAGCGGCAGCUUCCUCCUCGGCUGCGGCGUUUUGCUAAAGACGAUAGUAUUGUAUGGAGGAAUUUGUAACCAAUGGCAAAUAACGGAGAGCUGGCGAGUUUUUUCCGGAAAAAUCGUGUAAUCCUCGGGUCGUCGAGCAAAUGGCGGCGGAAGAUUCUCGAAGGUCAAGGCUGCCCUUGCGGAGUGAUAUCGCCCGACAUCGAUGAAAAACAGAUCCGCCAUGACGACCCAUCGAUCCUCGUAACGAUGAUUGCCCACAAAAAGGCGGAUGCAUGCCUUGAGCAUCUCACAAAAGUAUCUCCUAGAUGUGUGUUUCCUGAAGGUUAUGUCUAUCGAACACCACAAGACAUAAGUGAGGCCGGCGAAAACGGCCAGGAUGAGGCAAUGGCGGAAGAUUCCGACGCGGUUCUUCCAUCGUACCACAGUUGGUCAAUAUGCUCUGACCAGGUUGUAGUAUUCAAAGGAGAAAUCAGGGAAAAACCAGCAAACCGGGAGGAGGCAGAGGCUUUUCUGCGUGACUAUUCGGGCAGCAGCGAACCAGCUCACAUCAUCGUCGCCGUUGUGCUCGUCAACACGUACUCAAAAAUGAGACUUGAGUACGUUGAUAAGGCCAUGGUGUGGUUCCGCCAUAUGCCUGAUGCUGCUAUCAAGGCCAUUCUUGAUGACGGAAUGGUCAUGACAUCAGCAGGGGGGCUUGUUGUUGAUGACGACAUCAUGAGCACAUAUGUGGACCGAAUCGAAGGGUCUAGAGAUUGCCUUAUGGGAUUGCCCAUGGCUGUUGUAAGCCAGUUGAUCAAAGAAGCUGUAGAGAGGGAGGGUGGUUCAUGCUCAAUUGGAGUUCGGAAGUGCAUGCGUUGCACCGAUCGACCCGCAUAGUAUGCUCGCCUACUGCUCCAUUUGAUGUGAAUUGUUUAACAGACCAGC
Toxoplasma gondii ME49 is the source of this 1952-nucleotide messenger RNA. RefSeq names its product Maf family protein. Lineage: Eukaryota; Apicomplexa; Conoidasida; Eucoccidiorida; Sarcocystidae. Bases 1101 to 1904 code for a protein of 267 amino acids. Gene Ontology annotation, molecular function: nucleoside triphosphate diphosphatase activity. The record is from RefSeq and is a predicted model, not a curated record. The transcript has a single exon.